Messenger RNA from Rubroshorea leprosula, 3937 nucleotides. Lineage: Eukaryota; Viridiplantae; Streptophyta; Magnoliopsida; Malvales; Dipterocarpaceae. The record is from the annotation of a GenBank genome assembly.
UAAGUAUGCAAAGACUAGGUCAUAGGAUGGAGACUACUAGGGUUCGAGAGAGGGAUGCGGCGGCCAGGGCAGACAGCAGCUUCCACCGGCGGCAAGGCUUCAGACGGCGGAUUCCAGGUUUCAGCACUCAGUUAUCAGGGCAGGCGGUUGUGGGGAAGAAUAUGUGGGUUGAAAAGCAACAGCCACAAGGCAUGACAGCAACGGAGAAGGAAGCAGUUAAGAGAAUUGAGGAUCGGGAUAUAGUGCAGAGAAUUGAGGAUCGGGAUAUAGUGCAGAGGGUAUUGGGUGCCGAGAAUGAAGGAAAGGGAUUGGGUGCAAAGGAAAAGGUACAGGAAAAGAGUAUGGGUGCAGAUAGAGAACGUAUUAUUACGUUUGAGCCUACAAAGGAAGAAACUCAAUGGCUAGAAGGGGGCAUGGUCGCUGUUUUGAAUUCUUUAAUGUCAGUGACAUGUAUCCAAGAGAGAAUGGAUGUGGAUGGAGGGCUGCUUGCGUUAUUUCCAUUAGGGGGAAGUUCAGUGCUGCUUCUUGAAAAGGUGAAGGGCUACCUUGGUGAGUAUAUGGUGCAGAACAGAGAGUUAUUCGAUACAUGGUUUGAAUCUAUAUUACCAUGGGCGUUAGCGUCGACACGAAGUAGUCGAUUGGUGUGGCUGCGGAUAUCUAGUAUUCCGUUGAAUGCAUGGAUUGAUAGAUGUUUCGAAAUGAUAGGAAGAACGUUCAAGGAGGUGGUGAGGGUGCAUGAGGAUACCAAAUCCAAAGCUGUUUUGAGUGAAGGAAGGGUACUGGUCCUUUGUUCAGCUACACACAGUAUUUCGAAUGUGUUGAAAUUGGAGGUAGUUGGACAGAUACAUGAGAUACAGGUAACGGAGGAGGGAUGGAGAUCAGACCCAGAUUGGUGGGUAUCGGAGGGUGAGCGACGGAGUACGACGGAGACAUCAUCGGAAUAUUCCUCCUCGCAUGUUGAUAGUGAGGAUCAAAGAUUUAUUGAUGACGAGAUUCUCGGCGAAGAUGAAGAUAACAUUGAAUUGGAGUUGUUACAAGAGAAUGGAGUUUUGAAUUCAAAAAGCAAGCAAAUUGAUGGGGAGUCGUUAACGGGUGGAGAUGACGGUCGUAAUGAAAAUGGGUUGAGGAGUGCUAACGGGUUGCUAGAGGAUUAUAGGGGGUUGAAGGACAAUGGGCUUGUGGAUGUUAAUGGGCUUGUGGAAGUUAAUGGGUCAGGAGAAGAAGAUGUAGAAAGCUCUUUUAGUAAGAUGUCCAAGGACUCAAAGCAAAAAGGGGCAUCACGUGAUAAGGUGAGAAAGGCAACAGACUUGUCGGGAAAAAGACAUAGAAAAGUGGCAGAGUGCUAUCCAGAAGAAAUUGCAGAAAUUUGGAAUGAGAAAGCAGAGUGGGUGACGGGACGAACAAAGGAGCGAAGACUGAGGCGCGAGAAAGCUAAACUGGUGCCAAUGGGUGUGAGUAAGCCGGAGCAACAGGGAGAAGAAGAAUCUCUUUCGGAUGGUUGUAUUGCUCAUCGGAAUCAAGUUAUUCAACGGGAGAUUAAUAUGCAAGAGGUAAAGAAAAUGAUGUGCACUGGAAAGAGGCUUGGAAUGCAGUUCGAAGGAGACGGGUACCUGGGGAUAAAAGGGCUGUGGGGGGCGAAAAAGGAGGUAUGCUUUUUUGUGAAUAUUUAUGCUCUGAAUGAUAGGAAGAAAAAAGCUGCAUUAUGGGAUGAGUUGAGGCAGAGGAUUGUUGAGGAGGGUGGGCGGUGGAUGCUUGCAGGGGAUUUCAAUGCUGUUAGGAGUAUGGACGAAAGAAGGGGAAAAACAGGGGAGAGUGCCGAUAUGAAGGAUUUUGAUCUUUUUAUAGAGACGGCACGGCUAGUUGAUAGCAAGUUGAUAAAUCGAAAGUUUACAUGGUACAGACCAGAUGGCACAGCAAUGAGCAGAUUAGACAGGAUAUUGAUGACUGUGGAAAUGAGCAGUAUGGGUGGUGAAUGGGUGCAACAAGGGUUGAAAAGAAAUAUAUCGGACCACUGUGCGAUUGUUUUGAAAACAAGGACAACAGAUUGGGGUCCCAAACUGUUUCGAGUUCUAGAUGCAUGGCAACAUCACCCGGAGUUUAGAAAAGUUGUUGAAGACAAAUGGAAUGAACUGGUGGUGGAUGGAUUUGCAGGUUACAAAUGUCUUCAGAAAUUAAAAAUGUUGAAGCAAUUUCUGAAGAGUUGGAAUCAGGAUGUCUUUGGGGAUCUAGAAUCUCAGUUUCAACAUGCAGCGAGCACUGUAGCAGAACUUGAUAUGAAGAACGAAAAGGUGGCAUUAGAAGAGGAAGAAUUGGAAGAACGACGGCAAGGAUUCCAAGCACUUUGGGAUAUUAUGAGGAAAAAGGAAUCCAUUUGGAAGCAAAAAUCAAGAUCCAAUUGGGCAAAAUGGGGGGAUGCAAAUUCGAGAUACUUCCACCAAAUUGCAAAUGGGAGAAAGGCUCAUAACAACAUUGUUGGCAUUUCGUGUGAUGGCAGGUGGAUUGAAGAGCCAGAGGUGAUAAAGAGAGAGGUGGUUGGGUAUUUUCAAAGGGUAUUUGCCAAUGACUCACGAAAUCGUCCAAAGCCCGUUGGAAUUGGGUUUAGAAGGAUCUCUCAAGAGAUGACAGAAUGGUUAGAAAGACCAUUCUCGACGGAAGAAAUCGAGGAAAGGUUAAAGAGUUGUGAGGGAACAAAAGCACUGGGGCCGGAUGGAUAUAAUUUUAGUUUAAUCAAGUAUGCUUGGGGUUGUAUGAAGGAGGACUUUGUGAGAUUUUUUGAGGAGUUCUACCAGAAUGGCAGAUUGGUCGUAUUUAGAUUGGAUGAUGAGCAGAUUUGGUUUUGGCGGGAAGUGGCAAGGUGGAUCCGAGAAUGCCUUUCAACUGCUCGAGUCUCAGUUCUGGUUAAUGGAAGCCCAACAGAGGAGUUUGUAAUGGGGAAAGGAUUACGGCAGGGGGAUCCGUUAUCUCCGUUUCUUUUUCUCAUGGUGGCUGAGGGUCUGCAUGGACUAGUCAAAAAAGCAGAAGAGGAGGGAUUGUUACAAGGCAUCACGGUGGGUAAUAAUGGCUUAGCUAUUUCUUUUCUACAAUUCGCGGAUGAUACAGUGAUAUUGGGGAAAGCUAAUAGUGAGAGUACUUUUACAGUUAAAACCAUUUUGAGAUGGUUUGAGUUGAUGUCUGGGUUGCGGAUAAAUUAUGGAAAAAGUAGUGUCUUUGGUUUCAACGUGGCUUCUCGGUGGAUUAAAGGGGCAGCAAGUGCUCUCCAUUGUGGUGUUGGGGAAACACCCUUUAUGUAUCUAGGUAUGCCGGUUGGGGGGAAGAGUGGGAGCAAGAAGAUGUGGGAUCCAGUUCUGCAUAAAUUUCAAGCUAAGUUGGCUGUCUGGAAGUCUGCUGUGCUGUCUGCUGGUGGUCGCAUCACUUUACUCAACUCGGUGGUAUGGGAGAGGUAUUAUGGUGGAAGGGAGGAAGUGGAUAUCACAGCAGUGAAUACAGUUAGGGUGUCUAGGCUGUGGAGGGAUGUUCUGAGUAUAGGGUUGCGAUCAGAUGGUUUGAAGAAUAUGCUGGUGAAGGGUUUUAGAUGGGGGGUGGGAGAUGGAAGUAGGGUGGAUUUUUGGAAAGAGGUUUGGGUGGGGGAGAAGACUUUGAGGGAUUUGUGUCCUAGCCUUUUCCAAUUGGCGCUUCAUAAGGAUGGUUUAGUUAGUGAGAUGGGGGUUUGGGAGGAAGGUAGUUGGAAAUGGAGGAUUGGUUAGAGAAGAGGGAGACGGGGAAGAGAGAAGGAUGAGGAGGUGUUGUUGUGGGAGAUCCUGGGUAAAGUUCAACUUAAGGAAGGUGUUAAGGAUUGUUGGCAGUGGGUGCAUGUUCCUGAUGGCAAGUUUAGGGUGAGACACGCGUAUGAGUUCUUGGAAUCUACGAAUUACAUUCUUAAUGAACAAUUAUGUAAAUU